ACAAAAGAGAAAAAAAGAGAUCCGGAGAGAGGAGACAAUGAGACUAGAGAAAGCAGAGUACUCUGGUCUCCCCUUUUUAUCUCCGAGAACCACGAGAUUCCGCUAAUUUCUCCUUUUUUUCGUUUGAUCCUUCUGCUGCAAUGCCUUAUUUUGAAUGAGAUUAGUUUGUUUGACCUGAUUCCGCCUAUUUUCGGCCAAAUUUUUUUUGGGGGUGAAUUUGGUUCAGUGGAGUAGCGGGGGAGUGAACGAUGCUGGCAGCUAUCGAUGGCAGGAUGAGUGGUGGAUUCCAGCAGAGCUGCGGGGAGAGCAGCGAGGAGGAGCUUUCGGUGCUCCCUCGCCACACCAAGGUUGUGGUCACGGGCAACAACAGGACCAAAUCGGUGCUCGUCGGUCUCCAGGGGGUCGUCAAGAAGGCCGUCGGCCUCGGCGGGUGGCAUUGGCUGGUUUUGACAAAUGGAAUAGAGGUGAAGCUGCAAAGAAAUGCACUUAGCGUAAUUGAAGCCCCAAGUGGCCAUGAGGAAGAUGAUGAGAUCGAGUGUGAGAACAUUCAGUGGAACAGUUCAAAUAUGGCAUUUGAUGAUACCCAGUCACAAAAGCCACAAAACUCAAAAACCAGGCACUAUAAAGGAUCUUUAAGUAAAUCCUUAACCUGGUCGCACUCUUCUGAUUCAAAGUCAAAGGGGUCUAUUUCAUCCUCAAGGGGCACCAUGAAAGUUGAUCUGAGCAAAUUAGAAACAACGGCACUGUGGAGAUAUUGGCGGCACUUUAAUCUUGUGAAUGCCAGUCCAAACCCUUCUAAGGAGCAGCUAAUCGAGGUAGUUGAGAGGCAUUUCAUGUCACAGCAAUUGGAUGAGUUGCAGGUAAUCUUAGGUUUUGUGCAGGCUGCAAAGAGACUGAAGACCGUCUGCAAAUGAUUGAAAUCAAUAGUUUGGUGCCAGAACUUUCAAUGUAUGUAGCUACAAUGGGUAACAUGUGAACUUUGUGUUUGAUUGUUGGAACUUGGUAUUACUAGGUUCCAGACUACUUAUUCUGUUAGUCCUAUGAUGUACAUAUGUUCCAAUGGCAAAGACAAAGCACCAUUAGGGCUUUCA
Molecule: messenger RNA, 1091 nt
Organism: Musa acuminata AAA Group (dessert banana)
Lineage: Eukaryota; Viridiplantae; Streptophyta; Magnoliopsida; Zingiberales; Musaceae
Exons: 6
Coding region: 249-914 (221 amino acids)
Biological process (GO): regulation of DNA-templated transcription
Cellular component (GO): histone deacetylase complex
Molecular function (GO): transcription coregulator activity; protein binding
Source: RefSeq, a predicted model, not a curated record